AUGGAUUUGAGGUUUGCCAUCAUUUGUUCCAGCAAUCAAAAUCGGAGCAUGGAAGCCCACAAUUUUUUAAAUAAAAAGGGCUUAAACGUUCGUUCAUUUGGAAGUGGAACACACGUGAAAUUGCCAGGCUUAACACCCGAUAGACCCAACAUUUACGACUUUAACACGACUUACGACGAUAUGUACAGAGACCUCAUGAACAAAGACAAACAAAUGUACACGCAAAAUGGUUUGUUGCACAUGCUAGAUAGAAACAGGAGAAUCAAACCAAAGCCUGAAAGAUUUCAAACCUCUAAGGAAAAGUUUGAUGUGAUCAUCUGCUGUGAAGAAAGAGUCUACGAUCAAAUUCUUGAAGAUAUUGAAAAUCGAGAAAAACUGGACAUAUCUCCAGUGCACAUAAUCAACAUAGACAUUCAAGACAACCAUGAAGAGGCCACAGUAGGCGCCAUCAUGAUUUGUGAACUUUGUACUCUAUUGAACCAAUGUGAAGACUUGGACAACGAAAUAGAUGAACUAUUACAGGAGUUUGAGCACCAAUGCAGAAGAACUUUGCUACAUACCAUUGCUUUCUAUUGA
Helobdella robusta is the source of this 576-nucleotide messenger RNA. RefSeq lists its product as hypothetical. Bases 1 to 576 code for a protein of 191 amino acids. The record is from RefSeq and is a predicted model, not a curated record. Gene Ontology annotation, molecular function: RNA polymerase II CTD heptapeptide repeat phosphatase activity. Gene Ontology annotation, biological process: termination of RNA polymerase II transcription. NCBI's taxonomy places the organism in Eukaryota, Metazoa, Annelida, Clitellata, Rhynchobdellida, Glossiphoniidae. The transcript is spliced from 4 exons. Gene Ontology annotation, cellular component: mRNA cleavage and polyadenylation specificity factor complex; nucleus.